GCCGGGCGUGUGAAAGCGGAAGUGGCCCCCGUUCAGAAGUCGUCAGUCGGUUGUUGUUUCUCUGGUUUUCUCUCGUUUUCUCUCUCUCUCGAACACUUUCUGUGGAUUCCGCAGCAGUUUCCCGCCUCAGAGAUGACGCAGAACAACAUUUUCCUCUUUGUUCCCAAUUUGAUCGGCUACGCCCGUGUGGUUCUGGCCCUGCUCUCUUUCUACCUGAUGCCCUGCUGCCCCUGGCCGGCGGUCUUCUGCUACCUGCUCAGCGCCCUGUUGGACGCCUUUGACGGCCACGCUGCCCGGGCGCUCAAUCAGUCCACCAAGUUUGGCGCCAUGCUGGACAUGCUGACGGACCGCUGCGCCACCAUGUGUCUGCUGGUGAACCUGUCGCUGCUCUACCCGUCCUACACCUUCCUGUUUCAGCUCAGCAUGUGUUUGGACAUCGCCAGCCACUGGCUGCACCUACACAGCUCCACAAUUAAAGGAUCAGGCAGUCACAAGAACAUCGACCUGUCAGGAAACCCCGUCCUCCGGAUCUACUACACCUCUAAGCCGGUUCUGUUUGUGAUGUGCGCCGGGAACGAGCUCUUCUUCUGUCUGCUCUACAUUCUUCAUCACAUCUCAAAACCUGCUGCGUGGCUGUACUGGCUGCAGGGUCUCUGUGGAACCAUCUGCCUGCUCAAGUCUGCCAUCAGCCUCCUGCACCUCAUCACCGCCGCCCAGAACAUGGCCGCCCUGGACGCCGCAGAACGAGAGAAGACCGCCAAGAAACACUGAGCGCGUGUGUGUGUGCGUGCGUGUGUGUAACACACAAGAUUUUUGUUUUGAACAGAAAAAAAACCCAAUUACAUUAUGAUUUAAAAGUUAUUUAAAUGAUGAUAAAGCUGCGACUAG
Molecule: messenger RNA, 888 nt
Organism: Solea solea (common sole)
Lineage: Eukaryota; Metazoa; Chordata; Actinopteri; Pleuronectiformes; Soleidae
Gene: cdipt
Product: CDP-diacylglycerol--inositol 3-phosphatidyltransferase (phosphatidylinositol synthase)
Exons: 6
Coding region: 133-771 (212 amino acids)
Biological process (GO): phosphatidylinositol biosynthetic process
Cellular component (GO): membrane; Golgi apparatus
Molecular function (GO): CDP-diacylglycerol-inositol 3-phosphatidyltransferase activity
Source: RefSeq, a predicted model, not a curated record